This is a messenger RNA of Owenia fusiformis, 562 nucleotides long. Lineage: Eukaryota; Metazoa; Annelida; Polychaeta; Sabellida; Oweniidae. The record is from the annotation of a GenBank genome assembly.
AAAUUAACAAACCAUGCUUUCCAUUUGCUACAAUUUUGAAAGCCCUUGAAUGGACAAUUGUGGACUAUUUCUCAUUGGAUGUCGAGGGAGCAGAAGAAGCUAUCCUCAACACUAUUCCAUUUAAUGACAUCCAUAUAAGAGUGUUUACCGUAGAGUUCGCAGGCUCUGGAAGUCAUAAGGAAGAUGCACUAAAACUACAGAGACUGCGAAGAUUUUUUGCUCAACGUAACUACACAGAAUGGGGUAUCCUAGGCAAAACUCAAAGUUUUCCACUUGGACUAGAUGUUGUGUUUUAUAAUCUAUGAUUAAUGACACAACUACAAAAGCACUAUUUGUACACAUAUUCACAGGCUGGGCUAAAACAAACUUGAAUUCAACGUGAAUUCAUUUGAUUUAUGAAAGGGGCAGUCUUUUUCUGAUUUAUUGCCAAAUUAUCUUAGUUUUAAAAAUCAAAACAACUCAUUUUCAUUUUUUAAGUCUGAAUGUAGAUUUCAUGUCAUUUGAAAAUUGGCACUACAAGGAAAGCAAUAAACAAACUAGUCUAUUCUUUAUUCUUUGUGUA